Molecule: messenger RNA, 735 nt
Organism: Metopolophium dirhodum (rose-grain aphid)
Lineage: Eukaryota; Metazoa; Arthropoda; Insecta; Hemiptera; Aphididae
Product: zinc finger BED domain-containing protein 5-like
Exons: 1
Coding region: 1-735 (244 amino acids)
Source: RefSeq, a predicted model, not a curated record
AUGGAGAUGGUAAAAUGUAUGUUAGAUGAAAAAUCUGCAAAAGAAAUAUCUAAAAUCUCACUAUCGAAUGACACGGUAGCUAAUCGUAUCAAUGAUUUAGCAGCCGAUAUACAGAAUGAACUCAUUUUUUGUCUCAAAUCGUGCAAAUUUGCAUUACAAUUGGAUGAGUCUACCGAUGUAGCUGGGCUUGCAAUAUUAAUUGUCAUCGUUAGGUAUCAACACGAAAGCACAUUAUUGGAAGAUCUUCUUUUAUGCAAAUCUCUACCAACACGUACUACUGGAGCUGAAAUAUUUGAUCUUCUAAAUUCAUUUCUUGAAGGAAAUGAAAUACCAUGGGAAAACUGCGUUGAUAUCUGUACCGAUGGAGCAAAGGCUAUGAGUGGUAUAAUUAAUGGAGCUGUACAGCGUAUUAAAAAUAUUGCCAAAAUCUGUUCUAGUAGCCACUGUAUGAUACAUAGACAGGCACUCGCUGUAAAAAAGUUAUCUGUUAGUUUUAAGAAAGCUCUUGAUGAAUUCGUAAAAAUCAUAAACUUCAUAAAAUCUCGGCCUCUUCAAAAUCGUUUAUUCAAAAUCCUAUGUGAGGACAUGGAAAGUGUACAUACUUCUCUUCUCUUACAUACCGAGGUCAGGUGGUUAUCUCGAGGAAAGAUACUAACUCGUAUUUUUGAAUUAAGGGACGAGGUACGUGCUUUUUUUUUUGGAACACAAUUUCGAAUUAAAAGAUCGAUUUCUUGA